Messenger RNA from Phytophthora sojae, 1536 nucleotides. RefSeq lists its product as hypothetical. The record is from RefSeq and is a predicted model, not a curated record. The annotation marks the transcript as partial. Lineage: Eukaryota; Oomycota; Peronosporomycetes; Peronosporales; Peronosporaceae. The transcript has a single exon.
AUGCAUCCGAGUGCAGACAGUCCGGCGACGGCGUCUGCCACUGUGACCGCAGUGCUGGGGGCCUCGGUGUCCUCCUCGAACCUGUCGGCGGGGCUUCGCAAGGUGCGGCUUAGUGACCGGGAGCUGCUCCAGCGCGCGCAGCGUAUGGUUGUCCCCGAUGAGCCCGUCAACCUUCGAGGACUAUCGGCGAAGCGUGGGUGGAAGCACGUCAGGGCUGGAGUCUCGGGAGGGAUGAACAUGCACUUUAGGGUGCUACGCGGAGCUCAAGCGCAGUCCCGGCAGUGCCAAGUGGUCGUUGGUGGGGACAUCCACGCUCAAGUGUCGGAGCUGGUGUCGCUUUUGAGAGCUCCGACGGAGAGCGAGAGCAACGCUCUGCUGCGUGCAUUGUACGGCUCUCACUUCAUCUACAGUUCACUUGUGCACGCUGUUACUAGUCCCAGCUCGGAGCGGGGGUCGCUGUUUUCGCCUCUGUCUCGAGGAAGCGCGGUGGCUACAGGACAGCAACUCAUGGUGCGGACCAUCAGCUUCGUGCACUCGGGGGUGUUCAACCACUUCAAGCAGCGAAGAUCCUCUCCUGAUAUCCCAUCGAGCUCCAUCUCGACAGCGGAUUCUCAUAGUUCCAUCCACCGACGCGAGACUCGAGGCACCAAGAACGAACAGUGCUGCUACGUUGAGCUACUGACGCCGACCCAAGAAGGCUUCAAGAUGGUGUUUUGCUCGCUGGAUGAAGCGGAGGUGACGGCAGGGAAGGCCCCACCCGACCGCGUGAUCGCGCUGCACCCUAUCUCGGCCUGGCUUACAGCCGAGCCCAAGCCUGGUAAUCCAGGAACACUUCAACUUACCUUCCAAGCUGCGUUCCCUGGCGAAGUAGCUGGUGGAUGCGACUCGCGACUGGCCCAAGCUCGACUGCUCUUUAUCGCUAGAAGACUCUGUCGACUGGAGAAGGUGCUGCGUCGACGCCGUCGCUUCCAUCUCCACCAACUCACUGCAUCUGGGAGACUCUGGCAAACGCUAUUGAAACCUUUCCGAGCUUUGGGCGUGACAGACGAUGAUACUUCGGGCGGGACGCACCACAACUGGCACUGCAUUGCCUGUACACGUUCUCUUCUCCCUACGCUGCGCAAACGCUGGCGUCGCUGCGACUUGUGCGCGUAUCGAGUGUGUGCUGAGCCAUCGUGUUGUUCGCAAGAGCGAGUGGCUAUCUACAGCCGCUACGUCGCCCCGCUGCUAGUCUGCGCCCGCUGCCGCGAAUGCAUCGACGAGCGAGAUAGCCCCCAUCCUCACAGUGCGAAUCGAGUCGGAGGCGUGGCGGGCGACAUUCGCUACGCAGGAGUUAGUCUACGCUUUACUAACCAAAACAGUGAGCUUGAGCCGGAGCUCGAACUGGACCCGUCCGGCCGGAGUCGGUAUCGACUGGCGGGCUCGAGUACUGCUCCACGCUCCAGUGGAGGGGGAGAAAGAAAGCGAAGAACGCAGUCCGACCCACCGCCAUUGCUGGCCUUGGCGUUCUCAAGCUCAGGCGACGACAACAGCUCG